GUCCCCUUUACCCAAAUGUCCAAGACGGACAAGAAGAAGAGGAUUUCCGACGCACUGGAGAUCCUAUGCACUCAGACCGACCGGGACCAUAUUAAUGAGGUCAACGGGAGGAAUGAGUCGAGCGAGCUCUUCCGCUCUUGGAUGGACUUUUCCAUCCGAAUGACCAAGGUGGCCGAAGACCGGCUCGCUCUGGUCCAAGAGGUUUCGGAUCUGAAGGAGGCGGCUCGAUCGCACUUUGAUGAGCUGUACCAGGCCAAGGAGGCCAGGCGUUUGGCCGAGCUACGUCUGGAGGAGGCCAAUUCCAAGAUUGACAAGGGCGAGGCAACUUGGAAGCAGGAGAGGGAGGACUGGAAAGUAGAGAGGGCCAACCUCGCCCUGGCCAAAGAGAAUGCCGAGUCUGCCAAGGCUACGGCCGAGACCAAUCUGGCAAAGGUCGAGGGCGACUUGGAUAGGGUCAAGUUCAAACUCUCAACGCCGAGGCCCAACUGA
Messenger RNA from Beta vulgaris subsp. vulgaris (sugar beet), 489 nucleotides. RefSeq lists its product as uncharacterized. The coding region runs from base 16 to 489 and encodes 157 amino acids. The record is from RefSeq and is a predicted model, not a curated record. NCBI's taxonomy places the organism in Eukaryota, Viridiplantae, Streptophyta, Magnoliopsida, Caryophyllales, Amaranthaceae. The transcript is spliced from 2 exons.